Ilex paraguariensis (yerba mate) is the source of this 1332-nucleotide messenger RNA. The record is from the annotation of a GenBank genome assembly. Lineage: Eukaryota; Viridiplantae; Streptophyta; Magnoliopsida; Aquifoliales; Aquifoliaceae.
AUGGAGUUCACUAUCAGUGGUAACGCUCUGAAAGGUUUUGCUCGGUCCAUCACGUGCCUCGCACGCAUAGGCAAUGAGCUCGCCAUUCAGGCUUCUCCUUCUCAGUUCACUUUUCACACCCUCAACUCAUCAAGGUCUGCCUAUCUGUCUAUUACAUUCAAGCCAGAUUUCUUUGAUGUCUAUUCAAUCUCUGGAACCCAGGUUCAAUGCAGCGUGCUUUUGAAGGCCAUUUGUUCAGUUCUUAGGACACCCAUUACAAGCAUUGGUCAGUUGAGUGUGCUAUUAACCGAUCCUGAUGCAUCAAAAUUGCAAUGGACCUUAGACUGCUAUAACGGUAUGAGAAAGGCCUAUUGGAUAAAUUGCCAUGUUGAGCCAGACAUACAACAUCUGUCCCUUGAUAGAAGAAGGCUUCCAAGCAGUUUUGUUGUGAGACCUCGUGAUCUCAACAGAUUGCUGGCUAAUUUUCAGACUACCAUUCAGGAAAUUACCGUCAUUGCAACAGAACCCACUUCAUUACCAUCUGAUGUUGCAAGUGAAAUUGGCGGAAAAGCUGUUGAACUUAGAAGUUACAUAGACCCAACCAAAGACAAUGACUCCUCACUACACACUCAGCUAUGGAUAGAUCCCACCGAAGAGUUUGUGCAGUACAGUCACAGUGGAGACCCUGUAGAUGUGACAUUUGGUGUGAAGGAAUUGAAGGCAUUUCUUUCUUUCUGCGAGGGAUGUGAAGUUGACAUCCACUUAUAUCUUGAGAAAGCUGGCGAGCCUAUCCUUCUGGCUCCUAAAUUCAGUCUGGAUGAUGGCUCUACUUCAAAUUUUGAUGCUACUCUUGUACUUGCAACUAUGCUUGUAUCACAACUCAAUGAAGGAAACUCCACAGAACCUCCAUAUGUGGCGAUGCCAACACAUGGGCAGGCUGAUCAUAGGACAAGGUCCCAAGCACAAGACCGGCCAAGAGGGGCAGUUUCUGAGCAUCCAUCUGAUCACACCAGAAUUUGGUCCGAACUUUCAGGAAGUGCUGUGAAAAGUGGUAAUGGUGCUGAAGAAAGGCAGGUUCACGCGGAAAGAUAUUCAAGUGCCGACAAACAAAGGGAGAUUCAAAGGAUUAGCAUGAUGCAUAUCGGUAUCAUUGCUGCAGGAAAUAUGCCUCCUGGUCCUAGUCACUGCCAUCCAAUGGAAACAAAUAAUGCAGAAGAAGCUCGAGAAACUUGUGGUCGUGCUUUGUCACAACACCAUCCUAGUAACUGGGUAGAUGCAAAUGAGGAUGAAGACGAAGGAGAUGAGACAGGACUCUGUGUUCAGUCAACGCCUCCAUACUACGAAGAACAAUAG